Strongylus vulgaris is the source of this 321-nucleotide messenger RNA. The record is from the annotation of a GenBank genome assembly. NCBI's taxonomy places the organism in Eukaryota, Metazoa, Nematoda, Chromadorea, Rhabditida, Strongylidae.
AUGACCACUCAGGCUCCCUUGGGUGAUGUCCCCUCGACAGUAGUGCCAGAAGCUGAGGAGAAAGUCGUGGAUAUUACGAAUCUCAAACUGACCGACGAUCCGCUCUGCAAUUCCGAAGAUCUCAGAAAGCUCAUGCUUGAUAAUAUCGACGAUAAUUUGAACAGUUCAAAGCGAUUAAUUCAACUCGCUGCUGAAGCUCAGUUUGGAGGCAGAUUCGAUGUUAUUUGCGCCAAUGGAGAUUUCAGUUACGUAACGAACACAGAGCUGUUCUGCCAAGAAACUAAAGGUGAUAUCUCAUGCUAUACCUAUCGACAAUUAUAA